Symbiodinium sp. CCMP2456 is the source of this 300-nucleotide messenger RNA. The record is from the annotation of a GenBank genome assembly. Lineage: Eukaryota; Dinophyceae; Suessiales; Symbiodiniaceae.
AUGGUCUCAAGGUCUAUAGGGGUGAGGCACAGACUGCUUUAUUGCUCUUGGAAGAAUUUCCAUCGCAUUUACGAUUAUCCAAGCCAAGCCUCACAUGAUAUACUCACUCACCCAAGGAAGGACGUGAAGGACUCCAUCCUCCUUGUCCAUCCUACUUGCGGACCCACUCAGCCGGGUGACAUCGAUGGCCUCGUGCGCAUCCAGACCUACGAGGCCCUGAAGACGGAGACCGAGAAGGAGUACCCGAUGUUCCGAUGGGCCUACCUGCCGUACAGCAUGAAGAUGGCUGGACCUAGGGAG